AUGGGAGUAGUAUAAACUUGUAUAAAGUAAAGGAACUCUGCUCCCUAAAUAGAGUACAAAGUUCCUACAAUUCUAAGAAGAAAGCAAAUUGUAAAACACCCACACAAGUAAAAUAUUUUGAUUCCUCCACUUUCUUAAUUGGGUGAAUAUCAUGAAUCCCUUGAACAAUUAGAACUAGCAUUAUAAGAAAAUAACAUUAAUCUUAGCAUCCAUAAAACAGCUACUUUUAACAGCAGUAGCGCAAAUCGUUAAUCUAUUUCAAUCAACCCUAGCUUAAAUCUAUCUCUUAAUACUACCAUUCCCAAUAUGAUUUAACCAUAAAUCAAUUAGAAUUUAUCCAUUUAAGAGUAACCAUAACCGUAGCAAAAAAAUGAAUAACUGGUUUAAAGGAGAUAAACCUAUAAGGAUUCCUAAUUUAAGAUUCGCGCAGAGGUCUAAUGUGACAAAAAUAGCAGUUAUGCUCGAAGUCUCAGUAGCAACUCCAGAGCUUAAAAAGCACAAAAUGCUAAUAAUGAUGAAUAAUCGGUCUCAUUAAAAAGAGACUCAGAAACCAACACCAAAAAAAGCAUUUUGAAAAACAAACAGCAAAUUAUUACGAACUAACUAAAAAGAGGAAUAAGUCUAAGGCAAUAGUAAUAAAUAAUCAAUGAUGAUACUCAAUCUUAAAGAACCUCAAAGAGCUAAAAAAGAGUUAAAUUCGAUCCUAAAAUAUUUAGACCCAAAAACACUCAUUUCUUCUAAUGA
Messenger RNA from Paramecium octaurelia, 744 nucleotides. NCBI's taxonomy places the organism in Eukaryota, Ciliophora, Oligohymenophorea, Peniculida, Parameciidae. The record is from the annotation of a GenBank genome assembly.